Molecule: messenger RNA, 603 nt
Organism: Lachnellula hyalina
Lineage: Eukaryota; Fungi; Ascomycota; Leotiomycetes; Helotiales; Lachnaceae
Gene: mug
Product: G/U mismatch-specific DNA glycosylase
Exons: 3
Biological process (GO): base-excision repair, AP site formation
Molecular function (GO): mismatch base pair DNA N-glycosylase activity
Source: RefSeq, a predicted model, not a curated record
CCCUCCCUCCACCUCCUCUUCAUCGGUCUAAACCCCGGUCUCACCACAGCCUCCGCGGGCCACGCCUACGCGCACCCCUCGAACCGCUUCUGGAGUCUGUUGCACAGCAGCGGGAUCACGACGCGGAGGUUGAGGCCUGAUGAGGAUGGCACGCUGCUGGACUGGGGGUGUGGGAAUACGAAUAUUGUGGCGAGGCCGACGCGGAAUGGGAGCGAGUUGAGUAGGGGGGAGAUGGAUGGGAGUGUGGGGGUGUUGGUGGAGAAGAUUGCAAAGUGGCGCCCAGAAGCCGUCUGUGUAGUCGGAAAGAGUAUAUGGGAAAGUAUGUUCCGUGUGCUAAAAGGGCGAUCACUCAGAAAAGACGAAUUCGCGUAUGGAUGGCAGGAAGGUGAACGGGUUGGGGUUGACGGAGACGGCAAAAACGGCGAGAUGAUCAAAGGAUGGGAAGGAGCGAGGAUAUUUGUUGCUUGCAGCACGAGCGGCCUAGCAGCCUCCGUUCCAUUCGCGGAAAAAGAACGCAUCUGGCGGGAACUGGGUGUUUGGAUUCAAGGCCGUAGAGCAGAGAGGGCGAAUGCCGAGAUAGCUGAACCUGCCGUGAAUAUAUAG